This is a messenger RNA of Meleagris gallopavo (turkey), 2980 nucleotides long. The record is from RefSeq and is a predicted model, not a curated record. Lineage: Eukaryota; Metazoa; Chordata; Aves; Galliformes; Phasianidae.
UUAUUUUUCACUAUUUAUCUCUUUAACUUGCAUGCUACUUGAGAUUUCUGUUUUAUUCAUUCUUCUGUUAUCUUGAAAUAAUGAAAAUUUCCAACCAGUGGACUAGUCUUACUGCCCUACAGCAAUUUUUCUAGUAAAGUCCACAACAGAUCUACAUGUUGAAGUUUUCCAUCCAGAAGACUGAUGUUAUCUUCCAAAGUGAGUGGCAUAUGGAUUCCCUGGAAGUAGCAUCAAUUCAUAGUUCACUGUCUGUCACUAACAUAAGCAGUACUGUCCAUUUCCAGGAUUUCCAGGACUUAAAACCUUUAAGUUUCACUUGUUGAAAUCUCAAAUCUACAUCUUCAAGAGUACUUAAUUUUCUUUGCUUGGUAAUCUGAUUUUACUCUGUUUUUACCACUUCAGAUAAUUCUUAAUAGUGCACUGAAUACCUAUUCUUGUAAAAUGUAUGAGGUUACUUAAGUAUCUAAAUGAUCUAAAUUGGGGUUGAUCAUAAGCUAGAACACUGAGGAUAUAGAUGUUUGGGCAUUGUCUUGAAGGCACAAGCUUCUUGAAUUGUCAUAUGCCUAACAGCUGCUUUUGAGUGGGAAAACUCAAGGAGAAAAACACUUGAAAAGUGAUAGUCCAGUGCUUAAGGCAUUUAUCUGCAGUGUAUGUUUAAUUGGCUUUUUGAUUUGAAUUUGAGCCUGUUUUUUGCCUAUGAACAUCCUUCUACUAGGUGUUUACAAGAUCUCUCUCGGCUGGGUUCUCUUUCUCCUUCCUUCUCCACACCCCAUCUUACUUUCCGAAGACUUUGUCACAUGAUGUACAAUCUUGCUUGUGGAAGGAUCAAAAAAAUUGCAAAGGAAAAUUCCAUUUGAAUUUAGUUUUGGAGGAGGUGAGAUCCUAAAGUGAUCUUUAGAUUGCAGUGACAUUGGUGGGCAGGCAGCCCUGUGCGAAUGGUAACUUGCAGGAAGUUAGUGAACUCAUACGUCUAGUAGCGGUAGACCAGAAGAUUUAAUUGUGCCCAAAAAUUAGACAAAUGUCUGACUGAGUACCUGUGAAAAUGUGGGUUUGAGAUCUAUUUCUCUUGUUCUUUCAGAACCUUAAAUUUUAUGACUAAAUUUUUCUCUUUCAAAACCACAUUUUUAUAUUGCAAGCAGUUGUGCUUCCAGGUGGAUUUGAAGGGCUGGAUUAAUAGAAUGGGAAAGAAGUUAAAGCGCAUCAUUUUUAACACGUUUUGUCUUUACUGUAGUGAAAACUAGGUUUUCAUAUGCCUUCCCGAAGGAGUUUCCUUAUAGGAUGAACCAUAUACUAGAAUGUGAAUUCUAUCUCUUAGAAUUAAUGGACUGCUGUUUGAUAGUGUAUCAUCCUUAUAGACCUUUGCUCCAAUAUGUGCAAGAUAUGGGCCAAGAAGACAUGCUGCUACCUCUUGCUUGGAGGAUAGUGAAUGACACAUAUAGAACUGAUCUUUGUCUGCUGUACCCUCCUUUCAUGAUAGCUCUAGCUUGCCUACACGUGGCCUGCGUUGUCCAGCAGAAGGAUGCAAGGCAAUGGUUUGCUGAGCUAUCUGUUGAUAUGGAAAAGAUUUUAGAAAUAAUCAGGGUUAUUCUGAAGCUGUACGAGCAGUGGAAGAACUUUGAUGAGAGGAAGGAGAUGGCUACUAUUCUUAGCAAAAUGCCUAAACCAAAACCACCUCCAAACAGUGAAGGAGAACAGGGUCCAAAUGGUAGCCAGAACUCUAGUUAUAGCCAAUCUUAAGACAUUCCAAAGAAUUUCUUUACGGACCACUUUGACUCGAGACAUCCUGGGAUCUUUCCUGUGUUCAUGAAAUGGACAGAAUUUUUUAAUAACAUCUUUGACAAAGAACUUGAAGAGUAAAUAGCUUGUUUGUGUCAAGCAUUUUGGAAGUUUUUUCUUUAAAACUGCAUCAUUUUCUCUGACGCUGGAGCAAAUGUACUAAGAUUUCUCAGUGUAAGGAAUCAAACGUUAAACCAAGCUGCAAAAGGGUAACACUAUCCACUCAAAACAAAUAGUUCAUUACUGGUUUGGUUUGCUUUGAGAAAAUUGUGGCUUGCCAUUAAAAGUGACUUUUUUUUUUUUUUAAAGAGUGUUCUUGAAGCCUAAGUGUAACUAUAUUAAUGACCUGUGUUGUCUUCAUUUUGUUUGUGACUGAAGGAGGAUAGUGCACUGUAUGUUAAACCUAUUAAUUACCUAGGGUUUUGGUGAUUUUUUUUUUGUUCCUAACAUCUGGAUUUUCUAACAAGUGAAAUGGUCCUUCAGGAGCAAAGCACAGAAGAAUCUGCAAAGAAUGGUGGUAGAGUUUUAAUGAAAACUGCAGGGAAGAAAUUCAGUUCAUUUUUGGGGGUUAGAAAAAUGCUUGUUUUACUCAGUAGAUGUACUUGGAUGUUUUUGCCUUGAAGUCUAGAAGCCCAACUUACCAGAAAAGUGCAAUAUGUAUAGUGAUUCUGCAGUUUUCCUAAGCAUUUCAAGCAUUUGGAAUUCAAAAAACAAAACACCAACAAUUAUUUUUUUUGCAUGUACUGUGUAGUACAAUUGGAGUAUUUCACAAACAAAUACAAAUCUGGCUAUGAUUGGUAUUUUUUUUGAUUUUUUUCUUUUGUAUAAAAGAUAUACACUGUUAGUCUGCCUUCACUGUUAGCGUGAAUUUGUGUGGCUCGUUAAAGAGGUUAUUUAAGAGGAUCAAGCUUUUGGUGAGCUGGCUAAUUUUAAUUGUGAUCUUAGGAGCAACUCUUUAGAAUAACUGAAAUGGGAUUCCUUGGUUGACUGUGUGCUGGAGAAAAUGAGAUUCCUUCAAAUAGAAGGCCAUAUCCUGUGUUCCUUACUCAGGCAGAUAUCCCACUGAAGUCAGGAAUUGGCCUAAAUUAAAUGUUAUGAUUUUUAGAUAACUUCAUUUCUAAAUAAUUUCUGUACAACUUCAUUUUCAAUAAGAAUGCUGAUUUGCCCAAGUAUAAAAAUUGAACAAUAAAAUAAAGUGAAGUAC